Molecule: messenger RNA, 498 nt
Organism: Thermothelomyces thermophilus ATCC 42464
Lineage: Eukaryota; Fungi; Ascomycota; Sordariomycetes; Sordariales; Chaetomiaceae
Exons: 3
Coding region: 1-498 (165 amino acids)
Biological process (GO): protein phosphorylation
Molecular function (GO): ATP binding; protein kinase activity
Source: RefSeq, a predicted model, not a curated record
AUGACUCUGGCCCGGAGAGGAGAGGGCAGCAUUCUUCCCACGCUCAAUCAUCCUCAUAUCAUACGCACUUUUGGCUCUGAGGGCUGGGGCACCUCGCACGUCGAGAUCGUCCUGAACCUCAUGGACGGCAAUCUCGCGUCCCUAGCCGAAGGAAUGGCCCGUCCUCGCCGCGUCCUCGCCAAGCACGUCCUCUGCCAGAUGCUCCAGGCCCUCGACUACCUCUCCGUACGGGGCUACGUGCACCGCGACGUGAAGCCCGACAACAUAUUUUUUGUCCUGGCCCCCGGCUACGGCGGCCGCGACAAAGACCGCGGCGGCGACGAUUGGGACAGCGACUGGGAUAGGGGCACCGGCGCCUCCCCGUUCCCCUUCCAUUUCCGCCUGGGCGACUUCGGCCUGUGCGAGCACGAGUCCCGCAUCGACGCGGGCACGGUCCGCGGCACCACGGCCUUCAUGGCGCCUGAGCUGUUCCCGAGGCGUCCGCGGGGGAAAUGCUGA